AUGGCCAUUGUGGCCAUUGUGGGUGAGACGUUCAUCUCCUACUACACCGGCCGCAUUAUUGACAUCCUGGGCAGCCGAUACAAUCCUGAUGCUUUUGCCACUGCACUGGCCUCGUGCCUUGUCUCCAUCAGCAGCUUCCUAGCUGCCGGCUGCCUUGCGGGCCUCUUCAUGUUCUCACUGUCCUGGCUCAACCUCUGUCUUUCCUGGCUGCUCUUCUCCUCCCUGGUGCACCAGGACCUGACCUUCUUCCAGCAGGUCAAGACAGACCUGACAUCGCACCUCUCCAAGGACACAGCCCCUAUUUGCCACUCGGUGCCGGCCAACGCCAACAUCUUCCUGCACAGCCUGGUUGUGGCACUGGGCCUUUACAGCUUCAUGUUGGGGCUGUUGUGGCACCUGACACUGCUCACUCUGCUCGAGAUGCCCCUCACCAUGGCCACCCACAAGAUCUAUGAUGCCUGCUACCAGGCCAUGCUGCAGGCCAUCCAGGACUCUGUGGCCUGCUCUGGGGAGGUGGCACAUGAGGCUGUGGCCUCCAUGGAGACUGUCAGCUUUGGCACUGAGAAAGAGGAGGCACGGCGCUAUGCUGUGGCCCUGGCCAACACCUGCCGCCUCAAGGACUGCCUGGACCUGGAGUGGACUCUCUACCUGCUCUUCCAAAGGCUGCUGCAGCUGGCCAUGCAGGUGCUGAUGCUGUACUGCGGCCACCAGCAAAUCCAGGAUGGGAUCAUGACCAAGGGCAGCCUGGUCUCCUUCCUGCUCUACCAGGGUGAAGUGGGGGAUAUGUACAGGUGAACCCUGGUGUACAUGUACGGAGACCUGCUGAGCAACGUGGGGGCAGCAGAGAUGGUGUUUGAGUACCUGGACUGGGCACCAGCCAUGAGCACCGACAGGAUCCAGGCAUCCACCACGCUGCAGGGCCACAUCACCUUCCAGGAUGUCUCCUUUGCCUACCCCUCUAUGACUAGGUGGAUGGCAUUGCAGGGGGUGUCAUUUGAGCUGCAGCCUGGGGCAGUGACUGCGCUGGUGGGGCUGAACGGCAGUGGGAAGAGCAUGUGUGUGGCACUGCUGGAGCAGUUCUUUGAGCCCCAGGCCAGGGAGGUCCUGCUGGAUGGGGAGCCCCUGUGUGCCUAUGAGCAUCGCUCCCUGCAUUGACAGGUGGCACUGGUGGGGCAGGAGCCCGUGCUCUUCUCCAGCUCCGUGUGAGAGAACAUCAACUACGGGCUGGACGAGGAGCAGGUGCUGGCCGUGGCCAGAGCUGCCUGUGCUGCUGAGUUUAUUGCCACAUUGGACCAGGGCUUGGAGACCAAUGUGGGGGAGAAGAGUGGGCAGCUGUCAGUGGGGCAGAAGCAGCGUAUUGCUAUUGCUCGGGCCCUGAUCCGGCUGCCGGGGGUGCUGAUUUUGGAUGAAGCCACCAGUGCACUGGACGUAGAGAGUGAGACCGCGGUCCGUGCAGCAGUACUGAGCAGCAGGGCUCACACGGUGCUGGUGAUCGCCCACCGCAUGGCAACAGUGGAGGCGGCCGACCACAUCGUGGUGCUGGAGAGAGGUGCUGUGGCUGAGCAGGGGACGCACUCUAAACUCAUGGCACACCAGGGGCCGUACUAUGCCCUGGUGCAGAGGCAGCUCACUGAGUAA
Messenger RNA from Alligator mississippiensis (American alligator), 1638 nucleotides. Its product is annotated as antigen peptide transporter 2. Gene Ontology annotation, cellular component: TAP complex; endoplasmic reticulum membrane. Gene Ontology annotation, biological process: transmembrane transport; antigen processing and presentation of endogenous peptide antigen via MHC class I. NCBI's taxonomy places the organism in Eukaryota, Metazoa, Chordata, Crocodylia, Alligatoridae. The record is from RefSeq and is a predicted model, not a curated record. Gene Ontology annotation, molecular function: ATP binding; MHC protein binding; ABC-type oligopeptide transporter activity.